AGAUAUUGUAAAAGAGAAUCAACCUCUCGUUGAAUUUUCACAACUUAGGUAUAUUAUUGAAGAGAAAGAUAAAUGGCUAACAUUAUUUUUCGACGAAAUUGAAGCUGAAGCCGACGUGGAAAAAAAGAGUGAUGACGAAAAAAAAGAUCUUAAUCGAUCUCUAGCAUAUCAAUGUUACUUGAUGUGUUGGAAUCAAAAUAGGGGUAUAUCACUCUGGGAUCUAAAAAACGAACAAGUAGAAGGUGAAAAGUUUACUUGGGUAGAUG
Racocetra persica is the source of this 266-nucleotide messenger RNA. Lineage: Eukaryota; Fungi; Glomeromycota; Glomeromycetes; Diversisporales; Gigasporaceae. The record is from the annotation of a GenBank genome assembly.